GCCGCCGCGAGCCCCCGCCGCCGCCCGGGAGCUGCUCCGGCCGCGCCAUGCGGGAGCUGGCCAUCGAGAUCGGGGUCCGCGCCCUGCUCUUCGGGGUCUUCGUUUUUACAGAGUUUUUGGAUCCAUUCCAGAGAGUCAUCCAGCCAGAAGAGAUCUGGCUCUAUAAAAAUCCUUUGGUGCAAUCAGACAACAUACCUACCCGCCUCAUGUUUGCAAUUUCUUUCCUCACACCCCUGGCUGUUAUUUGUGUGGUGAAAAUUAUCCGGCGAACAGACAAGACUGAAAUUAAGGAAGCCUUCUUAGCGGUGUCCUUGGCUCUUGCUCUGAAUGGAGUCUGCACAAACACUAUUAAGUUAAUAGUGGGAAGACCUCGCCCCGAUUUCUUUUACCGCUGCUUUCCAGAUGGAGUGAUGAACUCAGAAAUGCACUGCACGGGUGACCCCGAUCUGGUGUCCGAGGGCCGCAAAAGCUUCCCCAGCAUCCAUUCCUCCUUUGCCUUUUCUGGCCUUGGCUUCACGACGUUCUACUUGGCUGGCAAGCUGCACUGCUUCACCGAGAGUGGGCGGGGGAAGAGCUGGCGGCUGUGUGCUGCCAUCUUGCCCCUCUACUGUGCCAUGAUGAUUGCCCUGUCCCGUAUGUGUGACUACAAGCAUCACUGGCAAGAUUCUUUUGUUGGUGGAGUCAUUGGCCUCAUUUUUGCAUACAUUUGCUACAGACAGCACUACCCCCCUCUGGCCAAUACAGCUUGUCACAAACCCUACGUCAGCCUCCGGGUCCCGACGUCGCUGAAGAAAGACGAGCGGCCCACAGCUGACAGUGCACCCAGCAUGCCUCUGGAAGGCAUCACCGAAGGCCCCGUAUGACGAGGGUCUCAGGACGAUGGACGCUGAGCCCAGGGCCUGCUCUUCCACCCCUCUGGCAUCAUAACACAGUAGAAGAGGCUUUCUGUCAUGUGUGUCUCAUCAGUUGUUUCUCAGAGUUACCCUUCUGCUUCAUUUCGCUGAUGGUGUUCCUGCUACUUUAAGUGUGUCUUUUCAACUUUCUCGAAUUUGCAAAGGAAGGACACAGAAACUGUCUCAGAGAGACAUAUGGAAGGAGGCCGCAAGGACGGGGCGGGUGUAACUUGGUCCAUUCCUUUAUCUGAAAUGUUUGCUGUCACAGCCACCGUCCUGUGUUGUCAUGGUUGUAAAACACAAUAAAACCUCCC
Nyctereutes procyonoides (raccoon dog) is the source of this 1207-nucleotide messenger RNA. It is a transcript of the gene PLPP4, whose product is annotated as phospholipid phosphatase 4. Gene Ontology annotation, molecular function: phosphatidate phosphatase activity. The transcript is spliced from 7 exons. Lineage: Eukaryota; Metazoa; Chordata; Mammalia; Carnivora; Canidae. The coding region runs from base 48 to 863 and encodes 271 amino acids. The record is from RefSeq and is a predicted model, not a curated record. Gene Ontology annotation, biological process: phospholipid metabolic process.